Molecule: messenger RNA, 1875 nt
Organism: Ahaetulla prasina
Lineage: Eukaryota; Metazoa; Chordata; Lepidosauria; Squamata; Colubridae
Gene: SHC2
Product: SHC adaptor protein 2
Exons: 13
Coding region: 1-1818 (605 amino acids)
Biological process (GO): cell surface receptor protein tyrosine kinase signaling pathway; intracellular signal transduction
Cellular component (GO): plasma membrane
Molecular function (GO): receptor tyrosine kinase binding
Source: RefSeq, a predicted model, not a curated record
AUGAGCAGCAAGGUCACCGCGGCCACCCCGCUCUCUUCCCCGGCUCCCCCUGUGCCCCCCCCGAGCCCCCCAUCUCCCCUGGGGGAGGAACAGGAGGUGGUCACCACCUUUUGCACCCUCCUCCCGAAGAUGCCCCAAUGGAAAUUCUCCGGCCCUUCCGGCUUUCUCAGCCGCAGCCCGUCCAGUGCCAGCAAAGAUCUCUCGGCAUCGGUCAAAAGCGGCAACCUGGCAGAGGCCGAGGGCGUCGCGGUGCCCUCAUCGGCCUCGGGGUCAGGCCUGGCUGCUGUCCUCAGUGCUUGCGAACCGGUUUGUGCCACACCCUGCAGCAGGCUGAGAGGAGGGACGGCCGGGGGCAGGAAGACGCCUCGGGCCCCGGGGCCUCGAGCCCCUGGGGAAGAGUGGAGCCGGAAAGGGAGUUUCAUCAGCAAACCGGUCCAAGGUUGGCUGCAUCCCGAUGACAGAGUUUUAGGCCCCGGCGUCUCCUACAUCGUCCGGUAUAUGGGUUGUAUUGAGAUCCUGCGAUCAAUGAGAUCUUUGGAUUUUAACACCCGGACACAAGUCACCAAGGAAGCCAUCAACCGACUGUAUGAGACAGUCCCGGGAGUCAGAGGGAACUGGAAGAAAAAGGCGCCAAACAAAAGCCUGUUUUCAAUCCUUGGCAAGAGCAAUCUCCGAUUUGCCGGCAUUAGCAUAGCCGUCAACAUUUCCAUCGAUGGUUUGAACCUGAUGAUCCCCACCACCCGACAGAUCAUCGCGAAUCACCACAUGCAAUCUAUCUCCUUCGCUUCGGGGGGUGACACGGAUACAACCGAUUACGUCGCUUAUGUUGCCAAGGAUCCCAUCAACCAGCGAGCUUGCCACAUCUUGGAAUGCUGUGACGGAUUGGCGCAGAGCAUCAUCAACACCGUCGGGCAGGCCUUUGAGCUCCGCUUUAAGCAGUACCUGCACAGCCCUCCCCAAAUUGUAGCACCCCAGGAGAGGACAAUGGGAGUGGACGAUUCUUGGGGUGAAGAGGAAGACUCCUCAGGGCACAAUUACUACAACAGCAUCCCUGGGAAGCAGCCCCCGCUUGGCGGUCUGGUGGAUUCUCGCCUCCAUUAUGGAUCAGCUUCCAGCCACGCUCUCUCUCUAGGUUCCUACGCCACCCAUUUCAGCCAGGUCGGGUCUUCAGCCAGAAGGGAACCCAGUAGUCACUCAAACCUGAACUGGGAUGCUGAACUUUCUGGUCAGUGUUGUGACGGCUACGUUCAGGCAGACAGCAAACCUUUGGGGUCUCAAGAUUAUGAACAGCACAUGUACGUCAACACCGAAAACUUCAACAGCUGGGAGGCCAAUGUUGGGAAGCCUGAGGAAAGUCCUCCCAAAGACCUCUUCGAUAUGCGGCCUUUCGAAGACGCUCUAAAACACCAUGAGUCCAUGUCAGCUUGCGGGGUGCAGAGCGGGCUCCCAAUUGAGGACCGGUGGCCCAGCCCGCCCAGCCGCAAGGCUCCCAUUGCCCCCACCGAAGACCAGUUGAAGCAGGAACUGUGGUACCAUGGCAAGAUGAGUCGACGCGAUGCGGAGAAAUUGCUGCACGCGGACGGUGACUUUUUAGUCCGGGAUAGCAUCACUAACCCCGGGCAAUACGUUCUGACGGGCAUGCACAGCGGGCAGCCGAAACAUUUGCUCCUGGUCGAUCCUGAAGGAGUGGUGAGAACAAAGGACGCCCUCUUUGAAAGCAUCAGCCACCUGAUAAAUUAUCACCUGCAAAACGAACAGCCAAUCGUGGCUGCGGAGAGCGAACUCCACCUGCGGCAGGUGGUGAGAUGGAAGCCAUGAUGUUUGCGGCACCAAAAACCCAAGACGGGAAACAAUGGAUGGAAACUAACCGAGGAG